UCGAGAGUUCCUGGCCCCAACCAAUAGGAUUUGAGAAUCUGCAUUUUAUUCGGCUCUUUAUCCUACACCAAUUUCGUGAAAAAACCAGGCAAACAAAAAAGGAAAAGAAAAAAAAAGAACAACAUCGUCUUCACAAUCUCUCAACUGAACGGAGAACAAAAUAACGCAAUUGUUUUCUCUCUUCUCUCCGCCUCUCUAUCUCGAUACUCUUUUUAAGGCCUUAAACCUUCAUUAGGGAACCCUUCGUCAAUACCAAUACUAACACUCAGUUGCAAUUCUUUUUGCUUUUUAGGUUAACCCAGUCUCAAUAUUCUACGGAACCCUCUUUGAUCCGCAGAAAUCCCUAUUCUGUUACUUUUUCCGCAUGGAACUUUGAAUUCUUCCACCAAAAAAUACUAACCCACGUCAUCCUAUCCGGCCAGAGAUUGAGGCUGUUAAGUUGAAGAAUGCAAGUUCAGAGUAAUAACAUGGGUUAUAUUCUGAUGAAUCUGAUCUUCAAUUUUCAGGUUUCUCCUUUCUCUUUUUCAAUAGAAUAGCAAGUAAUUAAUUUGAUUUGGGUUUUAUUUGAUUUGAUUUUGCAGUAAAAUGUAGAUCAUACUGUAUAUAAGUUAAAAUCCAAAGGAAUAGAUGUUUUACGGAUUGUUUGUGAUGCAUCAAAUUCCCAGCAUAAGAAGAAACUUAUAGCCAAAACUCUUCAUGUAUAUGAUCAUUUUUUAUUAUUGUUUCUUUAGGAUUUCCAUUUUCGCUGCUUGUGUUUUCUUCGUUUCGUCUGUAGUAUGCUCAACAAUAUUCUUAUGGAUUUUAUAUAAAUUUUUCUUCAUAUACAUAACUCUUCAGGUAUGUGAUCUUCGUUUGAUCAAUAUCAGGUGCAAUAUAUACUAUAAAGGUCACAUUUGCCUACUAUCAGUGCUAUGACAAUCCCAAUUGAGUUGUUUAUAUUUUUCUUAUAACAGCAUAUACGAACACGGGAGGUCCGUUGUUUUGUUUUUGUAUGCAUGGUAAGUUUAUGUACAUGACCAUGUACUAGAGUUACACAAUCUAUCUAUUAAAAAAUGGUUAAGAAUGAUUAGAUUAUGUUGUUUUGUUGGUUGUGCUCUUAAGUUUGGCCGGGAAAACAAAUUAUUACAUGUAAAGCUUCAUGUUAUAUGAUUGGUUGAACUAUUGUAAGACUCGAAUGUUGAUAUGAAAGCAUGUUUACUGUUUACGUAUCCUAGAGUUAUGAAACCUUAUCGCCAAUCCAAGACCCUAAUUCUAUUCUCUUAUCUAUAUUCUUUACUUUCCUUUAAUGUCUCUAGUGAUUCAAUUCUCUUCCAAAUCCUAUUUCUGUUUACAAUAAUGACCCUGGAGGAACGUCAUAAUCGUUAUUUGCGUUGGUAUAAUCAACUAAUGGUGCAGAAAGCGGUCUAUGUUCUUCUUCUCUAUCUCUUUGGAUUCCAGUCACAUCUUCUGCUGCUAAAUAUAACUAAUGGUGCAAAGAUAAGGCCAUGUCAAUGAUUUCAAAUGAUGUUGGCAGAUGCAUAUUUAUAUUGAAUCCUAUCAUUUGUUGGUACACCCUAACCCUAUUAUUCAAUGAAAUAUUUCUUCUUGCCAUUUUUUUAACUGGAUUUUGAUAAAAGCAAACUUGCUGAAAUUGAUAUGGAUGUGGCUCAGUGUGCCGCUGGACUGAUCUUAAAUGGCUCACACAGUCUCUGCUUUGGAUUUUGGUCACUUUAAGUUAGGCUUUUUACUUUUUAGACAUAAUUAUUUUUAACAGUACUUUCCCUUUGUGCCUAAAGAGUGACUUAUUCUGGCAAUGGAACAGAAGAUAUAGGUUAAAAGGAGAAGAUAAUGAUCAGAGUAAACAACCGUUUCAUCUUUUUUUUUUCCUUCUAAAUUCUUGAUUUUCUGGGGUUUUUUUUGUUGGGAUUUUGGAACAAGACAGUUAAAUCAAAUCCAAAAUUCCUUUUUUUCUGAAAUAUGGUUCUUCUCAGAAAUAUGUUUCUCAGUUCAUCAGUUUGACCAGUGGCGGGUAUGUCAUAAAUUAAGAAAUCCAGUUUCAAUUUUUUUAUUAUUUUAUUCUUCUUUUUGGUUUCAAUUAGUUAGGGGUUCACCUGGGAAAGGAUAAUUAUAGAUAUUGAAUAUUGUAUCCGUUAAAUGUGUACUUAAGUCGGCGGCACAGGUAGAAAAAUUAUGAUUCACUUCCUUCCUUAAUUUGUGGAACAAAUUUUAUAUUUUUUUUCCUUAGUUUUGAUUUGACUGGAGGGAAAUUUCGUGAUGUUUCAGAUGGAGGCUAUUGACACCUUUCCUUCUUUUGUGAAUCCUGAUAACUGUGCAUAGAAGUUAAUUUUGUGUUUUCAUAUUUGUGCCAAUUUGUAUAGGAUGAGAGGAAGGGUUCGAAAAAUGAUGGAGAUGGGUCUGCAAAGAAAGAUGGUGCAGCAGUUCAACACGGACAUAAGUUCCAUGUGGAUUACCAUAAGCUUAGCAAGGCAGAGGCAGAGAAACCUGUCUCACCUCUUGAUGAUGAUUUUCCUGAAAUGGUUGGUUCGCGAACGUAAUUGUGAGAGAUGAUCAGUUCAAUACUAACAAGCACAAGAACCAGUAUAUAGAUUUGAACCCAAUGGUUUUGAUUCUUAGAAAGGUACACUUAAUAUGUGCUAGAAAUAGCCAUAAAAGCUGUCACAAAGCUCAGUUCAAAAAUUAUGUUGAAUUAAGAAUGAACUCAUGAUUUUGUGGAUGACAUUUACAACUUUAAGAAUUCCCCGUAGGCUCUUACCAGUGAACAAAUAUGUGGUUUGUGAAAAUACAUUUAUAGAGGAUAUAACUUAUGCUUUAAACUGAAGAGGUUGAUUUUUACUUCUCAUGGUUAUCAGAAAAUAAGUACCGUAUUCAGCAGGAAUACACCUUGCUUCUAAUCAAAUGUGAAGUGGGCUCUUGGUUGGCAAAUUGGAGGAUACCCCGGUCACCAGGGUUCUUAAUACCGUUUUGGUAGAGACAUUUCAGAUGCUCACCACAAAGCUUGCUUAUAUGCUGGGAUUACCAUUAGUGGCACUAAUGGAGAAGCAGUGUCUAGACAGGACACGAAAUUCUGAUGCAUUCUUGGGUAUGGGAGCAUCAAGUCGGUCUGGAUGUGGUCGUUGAAGCCGGAGACCAUGUUUGGUGAUAUGGACACAUUCUUAAGGUAGUUAAUUCACUUACAUAGAUUAUGAAGCAUAUUAGUAGUGUCAACAUCAAUAGGAAACUUUAACUUUAUAUCUUAUUCUUAUGGUAUUUUUACCUUCUUUGACGGAGUCCUAUGUUAAAGGAAGGAAAUAUUAACGACAAACACAAGAGUUAAUAGAAACUGCUGGCCCAAGGUUUGUGGUGUUGCUAUGAAUCCAGUUGAGCAUCCGCGCGGAGGAGGUACCCACCAUCAUAUUAGAUUCGCCUUGAUACACCUCCUGGACAAUAGUUUGGUCCCAUUGCAUGCUUAGAUAACUAGAUAUCUACAUGGACUGUCUGCUGCUGCUACUAAGUUAGAUGAAGCUUAAUUCUUGGUUGUUUAGAUAUGGGUGUGUAGAAGUCAGUUUAAAGCAAAUAUGUGGUUUGUGAAAAAUGCAGAAUUUUCUGCAUUAGUUUCUGUCUGUGUAACUAUCAGAAGAAUGUUUCAGUGCACCAAUAAAAAAGACCUGGAUUAUAACAACACCAUUUAAUAGUCAUGCUUUUGCCCAAACCAAGAUGAUGUUAAUGUGUGUGUUACGAAUUAUUUUCAAUGUUUGAUUCACAGAUGCCAUCGUACAAGUCAUAUAAUAUGAUCCCGUGCAACGCACGGGCUCAACACUAAUAUUAAUAGAAUUUCUCUCUUUUCUACCCCUCUAUUUUGUGUCUCCUUUUCUAUUUUCUCCGUUUAGAAGACAUAUCAGUCAUUUACACCGUGGGGCGCACCGAGAGAGCAAUGGACGUGCUUAGCAUCGGGAUAGGUGCAGGCAGAAGUGGUCCCCACCAGCCCCUCUCACAUGCACGCCCACGAGACGCCCCGCGGUCCAAAUUCACGGUAGGUUAAUCAUUUUUGGGCUUUUAUAGCCCCAUCUACAUACUGCUUUAUUUUCUCAAAGGAUCCUGUCACCAUCUACCGCAUGGACUAUAUAAAAGAAAGAGCUGAGAUUGGACUACUGCAAGGGUUUUCCGCCGAAAGCGUGAUCUGAUGAUUUUCUUAGUAAACCCUACAUCUCUACAUCUCUAAUAUAAAAUCAGCUAAUGGCGAGAAUUCUGGACGAGGUUAUGGCCACUUACAUAGUGCCAAGGUUACCUGUGAAGAUUAUAUCACUGUUUAAGUGCGUAUCAAAAGAUUGGUGCAAUUUAUUUGAAACCCCUUCUUUUAUAAAACAACACCUGAAGCUUGCUAUUGAAAACAACAAUGACGCUCUUAUGAUAGACGCUCGCAUCGUUUCAACUGGACUUUGCACGGUUUUCUCUUUAGAAGACAUUGAUUCUUUGAUAUCAAACGAGGAUAGCCCGUUACAGGUCCCUGGAUUUAAUCACCGGAGUUCACUUUAUCUCUGGGGUUCUUGUCAUGGAUUGGUUUGUAUUGGACGUGACAUUUAUUCGGACGUCGGCGUACUUCAUAUAUACAACCCAUCAACUACGAAAUGCAGGAAAUUACCCACUCCAACAAUAACGUUUGACGAAAAAUGUGUUAAUUACCUCUCGUUAAGCGGAUAUGGGUUUGGCUAUGAUUCUAAGGUUGAAGAUUAUAAGUUUGUUGUGUUGAUGAAUGUUCCUGGUGGUUCUGGUGUUGGGGUAUAUACAUUACGAACCAAUUCAUGGAAAAGCUUGAAGCAUUUUAUCCCUUUUCGUUUAGUUUCCGCGAGGCGUGGAGUGCUUGCUAAUGAAUUUACUCAUUGUCAUUGGUUAGCAGUCCCCUGGAGUAAUGGAAGUACUAAACAUUGGGUUAUUCUUUCUUUUGAUUUUAGCAGUGAGACGUUUCAACAAGUUCCGCCACCCAAAACUGUGCAUGCGCAUUAUUCUGAGCUAAGAAUUUGUGGCUUCGAAGGUUCCCUUUGCUUAAUUGUUAAAAAGGACAAGGUCUAUCUAGAUAUUUGGGUGCAGAAGGAUUAUGGAGUAAGCGAUUCUUGGACUAAACAAUUCACGAUUUCUUCUCAACCACAAGUUGGUGGAUCAUUAAGCUUUGUGAAGCCGUUGAAAUCUUUCAAGAACGGUGAGAUCCUGAUGCUACAGAAUGGUUGCAGCUUGGUUUUAUAUGACCCGGAAAGCAAAAGCCUCAGAACUCUACGUUCUGGUAUUGAAAAUAUUUGGGGUGUAGAGAUUUACGUGAAGAGCUUAGUCUCGGUUACCUUGGGUAGCGAAAUUUGUACUGACAGUUCAGAAGCUACGACAACCUGGGGAGCACUGAGACGGGAACGAGACGCGGACACAAUAAAAUCCCGACAAGUAGAUGCAGCAAUUAGGAUACAUUAUUGAAAUAUGCAAUAUUUCCUAGACCAUUAUAGAUCACUUGAGUGUCCUCGUAGAAAAAAAAUCGCAUUUUAUUUUUGACUGUUUCUUUCUCUUUUCAUUUUUUUUUAUCACCAAGGAGUACUGGUAAGUUGUGAUAAUCUUUCUAGUCAAUAUGAGAUAUUACGUAUUGGUAAAGACAAGCCUACAAUUGGGAAUUUUUUUAUGCUGGGUUCUUGGAAAUGGUGGCUCAACCAUCAGAGAAGAAAUGGA
This is a messenger RNA of Papaver somniferum (opium poppy), 5682 nucleotides long. RefSeq names its product F-box protein CPR1-like. The record is from RefSeq and is a predicted model, not a curated record. Lineage: Eukaryota; Viridiplantae; Streptophyta; Magnoliopsida; Ranunculales; Papaveraceae. The transcript is spliced from 6 exons. Bases 4213 to 5436 code for a protein of 407 amino acids.